Molecule: messenger RNA, 1666 nt
Organism: Pieris rapae (cabbage white)
Lineage: Eukaryota; Metazoa; Arthropoda; Insecta; Lepidoptera; Pieridae
Gene: ppk17
Exons: 10
Coding region: 299-1606 (435 amino acids)
Biological process (GO): sodium ion transmembrane transport
Cellular component (GO): membrane
Molecular function (GO): ligand-gated sodium channel activity
Source: RefSeq, a predicted model, not a curated record
UAUCCCAAGGGUCACCUAUUAAACUCAACAUUAAAGUCGGGAUCCCAACCGCUAUCUAUAUUGUAAAUUACAGUACCGGCGUUGAUGAAAACUUUGACUGAUUUAAGAAUAGGUACAGCACAACAAUAACAAUUUUACUUGUAGUCCUCGACCUUGUAUUGCGAUGAUUUACACACACUUUAAUAUUUAAUUUUCGUUAAUCCCGUGACUACAAUACAAGUAAUUUAUUGCACUCAACAUUAGCUAAUUUAGAUAGGACUAUCGACAUCCAUCUACAGUCUACUGUCGACUUGUUUACAUGAUUAACAUGUCAGUAAAGGUCGAGAAAACUGAGGAAAAAGUGAACCACGUGUCAAGGAUCCGGGAGCAGUGUGUCAAUUGUUUCAAAGGUCCCAAUUUAAUCAAAACCAUCGUGGUCAUGGCUUGUCUGCUUAUUGUCGUGUAUCAGAUUAUAACAUGCAUCCAGAAGUUGACCAAUAUCCCAGUCACAACACAUACACACUUCGACUUUAACAAGACCAUCGCCUACCCAAGCGUGACGUUCUGCCGGGAACCCCCAUACAAACAUGCUAAGCUGCAGGAAUAUGGGUUGUCUUCACAUCCUCGAUUCACGUCCACCUGGAGAGAAUUCAACUUCUCUGCGAUCUCUCUUGAUGAACUAUGGGAUGAGAUCACAUACAACGCUGACGACUUCUUUGUUCAGUAUGGCUUAGACUCACUUAGGGAUGAUGUGGUGUUAACAUCGAGUAUGGGUUUCGUAAACGGUCGGUGCUAUACCCUCACACCUCGGAUUAAGGACUCCCAAGCGACGAAGGCUCGGGGCUACGCCAUCACCCUGCAGCACACUCAAGAGGACAUUACCUCAUCUACUAGCAUUUUACCACCUGGCUACCAUGUUUAUGUGCAUUACGAGAAGGAGCCGUAUACCGAAGUAGAAGUAUAUAACGGUGGACUGGUCGACUAUCUGUACAUAAACACGGGUGAAACAUUGGAUGUAAAGCUAACAGUGAACGAAUACGUCAUGAUCAGCGACGAACUGAAUCCUUGCUCUACCGAACCUGGCUACAGCGCUAAUUAUUGCACAACAUUGUACGUGUGGGAAGAGGUUGGAAGACAGGUAAAUUGUUCUGGACCCUGGAUGAACAUUUCCUUACAGCGCUGUGAUAAUUUCAGAGAUAUGAGAAGACUUAUAUCUGCUUAUAUGGACAAAUAUAUUAAUCAUACAUGUGAAAGUUGCCCGCGGGUAUGUCGUUCUCUGUUGUAUAGCGCAUUCGUCGUUGAUAGACAGAAGUUUUACACCUGGGAUGCUCAAAGCAAAGUCUGGGCAAGUUCCACUAGCGUAGCGAAUCUUCAAACACAGAUCUAUAUUCACUUCAACAAUAUGAUGGUAUCGGUGUUCGAAGAAAAAUACAAUUAUGACUGGAAUGUGUUUCUCUCAGACCUCGGUGGGAGCGUGGGUUUCUUGCUGGGACUAUCAGUGAUCGGGUUGAUUGGGAUUUUAGGAAAUAUGUGGAGUAACAUGGUGCGCCCACUGCUCUGUGCGUCCGCGCCAGUUCCCCCGCCGCUAUCAGUUACUCCUAGAAAAACUCGGCCAUAUUCCUAUUGACCAAUACCAUGAUCCUACUGUAUACAUAUACUGUUUUCCUAAUGAAACCUUUGUACUAGA